Molecule: messenger RNA, 2120 nt
Organism: Athene cunicularia (burrowing owl)
Lineage: Eukaryota; Metazoa; Chordata; Aves; Strigiformes; Strigidae
Gene: IL22RA1
Product: interleukin 22 receptor subunit alpha 1
Exons: 7
Coding region: 139-1965 (608 amino acids)
Molecular function (GO): protein binding
Source: RefSeq, a predicted model, not a curated record
ACGCAGGCGGGACAGUAGCUCUGCAGCCUCUUACGGAGCGACGAAUCCAACCUGGCCUCACAAACAACAAUUUAGCUCUUGUAAAAGGUGAUUCACCUCCACGCAGGAUCAGCUGCCUGCUCUCCCAGAUAGUUAUUCAUGAAGCGAUUUCUGAUCGUCUUGGCUGUAUUUUCAGUGGUCGGCAUUGCGACUACCCAGAAGUCAUCAUGUCUGAAACGUGCAACAUUUUCUUCUACAAACUUUGAGAAUAUCCUGACAUGGGAAACUGAAGCAGAUAUUCCUCCUGGCACUGUAUUUGACGUCCAAUAUAAACAGUAUGGAGAAAAAUCCUGGCUUAACAAGCGUGAGUGCCAGAGUAUCACACAACUUUUCUGCAAUCUCACUCAUGAAACAGAAAACUUCAUGGAGCAUUACUACGCCAGGGUGAGGGCCACUGGCCAGAACUACUGCUCCUCCAACUGGGUGCGCUCAGAAAGAUUUGAACCCAGGAAAGAGACCGUUAUUGGAGCACCAGAAGUGGAGUACAUUCCUUAUGUACGGUCCAUAAAGUUUCUUAUACACCCCCCCUAUACUCCACUGAGAGGUGAGGAUGACCGCCAGCUAACCAUAGAGGACGUUUAUAGCAAAUUUGGUGCUGUUGAUUAUCACUUAACAAUAUUCAACCAAAGGACACACCAAAAGUGGACAAAGAACGAGCACAACAAAGAAUUUGAAGUUUCCAACUUGGACCCGGACACUGAAUAUAAUGGAACAAUAUAUAUAUAUCUCCUCCAGAGAAGCAGCAAAUCUCAAGUAUUUUGGGUGAAAACACUAGCAGACAACACGUGGCUCCUCUACUGUUUCGUGGCGCUCGCGUUCUGUGCCGGACUGGUGUUUGCUGCCAUUAGUUAUGUCAUCUACAAAUACGUCAAGCAACACGGUGCCCAGCCUAUGUCUUUGGACUUCAGAGGGAUUUCGUCAUUCCAGCCUCUUACGCUGACAGUGGAGCAUAUUAUAAAGCCCAUUAAUUUAUCCAAACCUUCACCUCUCAUCCCUGACGUGCAGUUACCACAGAUCAGCCAAUACUUGCACAGAGCCCUGGAACCACCGUGGCCUUUCUGUCCACCAGAAGCUGCCUAUCAGCAACAGGUGGAUGUCCCAACGUUCCGGCUGCCCACUCAGCCACCCUGCUUGGCCAGCACGGCUCCUGCUGGUUAUGCUCCUCAGGCAGCUGAGCCAAGUGUUCCUACUGCCCCGGCCAGCAACGUUCUGCCCCUAACCUACGGCAUGUGUGUCGAAGGCACAGACCAUGUUGACAAGAAGGGUUUGCAGCCAAGCCAAAUGCUAAAGGAAGUUUCUCCAGAUAGUUUUGUCGGUGGAAAGCUCCUAACCCAGACGCUGGGCAAGAGCUGCAGCUGUUGGAAUUACAAAGAACAGAGGCCGAACUUGGCACCGUGGGACAGCAGCGACACAAGAGAGUCGGGUCUCUCACAGGGGAGCCCUGGGCAAACACCACAUCUGCUGCUGCAGACUGAUGGGGUGGGAAGUAGAGUACACGUGUCCCAGCUGUCACUGUCUUUGCUGGAACAAGAAGGAUGCUAUAGGCGGCAGACAGCAGAACUGCCACCGUUAUUGUCUUCCGUGAAAGUUGACACAGACUCUGUUGCAGAGGAUGAAUCGCUGCCACCUCUACCAGCGACCCUCCUUUUCUCAGUCAGCACUGGUAACAGCUUCCCUGGAGAGAACGUCACAGAGGGGUGGAUGUUGCCAGAUUCAUUCUCACAGUCUGUAAAUAAACUGCAGCUCCCAGAGACUCAGGGAACAGAAACGUUAACAGCAGCAGAAAACAGCUGCACAAAACUGAGUAACGGUGUGUCCCAAGACACAACCUCAGACCCGGACAGUGGCACUCCUCUCACUCUGCUGUUCAAAGAUUUGGACUUAAAAGUACUGUGGCACCAGGAUGAAGACACAGAAUGUUAUUAGGCAGACUUAAUGAUGUUGAAAUCCAAGUUAAGUUUGCUUGCAUGAAAUAGUAGCCUACCCUGCAAACGGCGCAAUGUAAAUAAACACAGCUAACCUCGGAUGCGCUCACACGGCACAGCGUUGUCAGAGCGUUCCCACCGUUGUUGCAUCGUGGA